CUUCCCAUCAUCCUUCCUGCUUCUCCUUCCCUCUUCUCCAUUUCUCUCCUCCUCUCGCUCACACUCCUCCCGCCAUCGUGUCUGCCUGCCCGCCUCAUUCGCAUUUCUCUGUUCAAAUCCCUCUUUUCAUUGAUUGACUUAAUUAUUCUCAGUCUCCUCACUUUGCCCACUUUCUCCAUUUCCUCCCCAUUUCACAAUGACUUCCCAUCCCAUCUCUGCCUCGCCGUCUCGACUGGCAUCUCUCUGACUCGACCUGCUUCAUCCCAGUCUGGAUUAAUUCCAUUUUCUCUUCUCUCCCCUUCCGUGCCCAAAUCAUGCCAUUCAGCCUCGCCGACAGUCGCCAUCGCAGCUCAAGUGGAAUUAAUUUCGGACCCUGACUCUGCCGGUCGUCGGCCAUGCAGCCAAAUCCGCCAGUUUGGUACACUUCCGGCACACUUGUUUCACACACGGACGACUGUGAAUGCGCAGGCUACUGCAAAGAUAGCGGGGAUGAGUGUCACGUGA
Molecule: messenger RNA, 504 nt
Organism: Protopolystoma xenopodis
Lineage: Eukaryota; Metazoa; Platyhelminthes; Monogenea; Polystomatidea; Polystomatidae
Source: the annotation of a GenBank genome assembly